AUGGAUCCAGAUUCGGACUCGGAGGACCUGCGAGAAGACGGGACCCUGCUGCCCAGUGCCGGUGCCGCCAGCCAUGAGCCGAAGCAUCCGCGAGGACAGUCGCCGAUGGGCAGGCGGCGACGGCGUGGGAUAUCCCGCCUCGCCGUCAUGAUGUCCAUCUUGGGCAUCUCGGCGCUCAUGAUCGUGGGAUUCGCCAUGCUCAAAUUCACCGCGCAAGUGCGAGUUCCAGCGCCGCCGCCUAAAGAGCCACCUGCAGAGCCGCCGGCGGAAUCUGCAGUGCCUGACCCGGCGGAGAGCGAGGCGAGCCCGCCGCCCCCGGAAUUGAAACCCGUUGCAGACCCGUUCAAUCUCAGGACGACGGGCUUUGUCGUCUCGGACAAGCCCCAGACGCGCGAGUUCGUCUUUAACAUCACGCGGGGCAGAAGCAGCCCCGACGGCGUGUCCAAGGAGAUGAUCUUAGUAAAUGGCCAGUCACCAGGCCCCCUCAUCCAGGCCAACAAGGGCGAUAAGCUGCAAAUCACCGUGCACAACUCGAUGCCCAAGGAGAGAACCUCGAUUCACUGGCACGGUAUCGACCAGAAGAACAGCGUCUUCAUGGACGGCGUGUACCGCGUGACCGAGUGCGGUAUUCCACCCGGCGAGAGCUUUACCUACGUCUUUGAAGUCGUCGACCAGCGCGGCUCGUUCUGGUAUCACGGCCAUGUAUCUGCUCAGUAUACGGACGGGCUAUUCGGACCUUUGAUCAUUCACGAUCCUGAUGAAAAGAUCCCUCCUGUCGAGGAAGAUAGGGUUAUCAUGAUCGGUGACCACUAUCACGUGGAUGCAGAAGAGGCCCUAAGUAUAUACACAGGCACAACUACAGAUGGGGGCAGGGAGCCGCGUCCUGAUAACAUCUUGAUCAAUGGCCGCAACACUUACGAUUGCUCCCCGGCGUCGUCGAAUAGGGCCCGACGCGCAUCCAAGGCCCGACAGGAGGAUCCCACCCGCCAUGUUCCUGCCGGCUGCUCAACGGGCUCCAUCUACAGCGCACGCGUUCCGAGCAAGCGCCGCGUACGCCUCAGACUCAUCAGCCACAGCUCCAACAUCCCGCUGUGGUUCACCGUGGACAGCCACGUCCUUGAGAUCGUCGAGAUCGACGGGGUGGAGGUCGAGCCGAUCAAGACCACACGCGUCUUCUUGAACGCGGGCCAGCGAUACUCGGUCGUCUUCACGACCGACCAGCCGGCGGGAAACUACCUGAUGCGCGCGAUAGCUCUCAAGGGGUGCGCCAUGCUGGGCGGCAGCUUUGGAAGCCACCUCGCAAAGGUCAACUACGAGGCGACAGGCAUCCUGUCCUACGACAACGUUGAUGUGAACGACCGGCCUGUUGGAAAGGCAUGGGACAUGAGGGCCGAAUCACUACCCGACUCGACCUCGGAACCGUGGACACAGAAGUGUCGAGAUCUGCCGUUUGAUCUCCCGAAGCCGGUGAGAGCCAUGAAGGCAUACGAGGCAGGAGAACGCAACAAACAUCAGGCGGUGUUUUCCCAGGGAAACCACAACGGUGUAUAUCGUAGCUUUGUCAACAGCGUGGUUUUCUCCCCGUUGAACGACAGCGCAACGGUCUGGCAGACCUCUCGACAAAAUCUGUCGCUAGCAAAUCUCGAGUCAAGUACCCCGAAAUGGGACUUUGGCGCAGAUCAGAACAUCCUCGUAUCUCGCGACGACGAUAAAGCAGCACAGAUAGCCAUCAGCGCAAAUCAGAUGAUGUCUCAUCCCUGGCAUUUACAUGGGAUCUCUAGUGGCCAAAACUUUCAGAUCGUCGGUUGGGGCAAAGGCCUGUUCGGGAUGGGGGAAACGACGUGGAACUUGGACAACCCCAUGCGACGCGACACGGUCCUGGUAGGGUCCCAUUCACAUGUUGUCAUCCGAUAUGUCGCGACGAAUCCCGGUGUAUGGGCACUCCAUUGCCAUAUCCAAUGGCAUGCCGAGGGUGGCAUGUUUGCUACGACUGCGCAGCGGCUGGCAGAAUUGAACACACUCAUCGAUUCCCUAGACUCUGACAAGGGUGCUGGCCUUGGUAGAAAGUUCUGCAAAAGAUAG
Molecule: messenger RNA, 2082 nt
Organism: Thyridium curvatum
Lineage: Eukaryota; Fungi; Ascomycota; Sordariomycetes; Thyridiales; Thyridiaceae
Exons: 7
Coding region: 1-2082 (693 amino acids)
Molecular function (GO): copper ion binding; oxidoreductase activity
Source: RefSeq, a predicted model, not a curated record